Molecule: messenger RNA, 1092 nt
Organism: Pogonomyrmex barbatus (red harvester ant)
Lineage: Eukaryota; Metazoa; Arthropoda; Insecta; Hymenoptera; Formicidae
Source: RefSeq, a predicted model, not a curated record
AUGGCCUUCUCUACGCCCUACGGGCAUUACCAUUUCAAGCGCAUGCCGUUUGGGCUGAAAAAUGUCCCGGCGACAUUUCAAAGGCUAAUGGACCAAGUGCUGACCGGACUUCAAGGGAUAGAGUUGUUUGUAUAUUUGGACGGAUAUUGUAAUAUACGCUCCCUGAAAGAGCACGAAGCUAAGUUUAAUAAGCUAGCAGAUAGAUUGCGAACCGCGAGGCUACGGUUACAAUCGGACAAGUGCGAGUUCCUGCGGAAAGAAGUAACAUAUCUCGGUCAUGAUUCGCAGGAGCGCACUUUUGAUCAGUUAAAAACAGCUUUAUGUACCGAACCAUUGUUAAAAUAUCCCGAUUUCACGCGUCCCUUUAUUGUCACGACUGAUGCCUCUAAAAAUGCCGUAGGAGGUAUUCUCAGUCAGAGUGAGAUAGGAAAGGAUUUACCUAUAGCUUACACAUCGCGAAUAUUAAAUACCGCCGAACAAAAUUAUUCGACUAUCGAAAGGAAACUACUGGCAAUCAUAGCAGAAUAUGAAUAUGAGGUGAUUUAUAAAGCGGAAAAAAUUAACGGCAACGCCGACGCGCUCUCACGUAACCCGGUUCUCCCAGUCCAGCCACAGAAACUCGCGACUCCACAUAACGACGACUCAGAUGAGUCACUCUACAACUAUGUAAACAAAGAUAAUCCUCAAGGGCCAGGCCGCCCGAGCGUUUGCAUUCCAUUAGAUGAUAAGGAGAGCACAAGCCAAGAAUCAAGCAAUGACUGUGACGAGACGGACAUCGACUCCGACAGCGAACCACUGAUUAAAAAAUUAGUUCGGAUUAAGCCAAAACAACCCAUGAUUCUAACCGAUACACCUGAUAGAGCGUUCGAUAAAAUCGCCAUGAACAUUAUGGGCUUACUACCGACAACUUCCACCGGGAAUUCAUAUUUUAACCAUCCAGGAUUUACUAACGAAAUAUUCGGUAGUCAUCCCCUUAAAAAAAACGCUACUAUCGAUGUCGCCGAAGCAUUUAUUAACGAAUUUAUAUGUAUCCAUGGCGCCUCGAAAGCCUUACUGACAGAUCAAGGGUCAUACUUCCUUAACAAAGUUUAA